Molecule: messenger RNA, 546 nt
Organism: Rotaria socialis
Lineage: Eukaryota; Metazoa; Rotifera; Eurotatoria; Philodinida; Philodinidae
Source: the annotation of a GenBank genome assembly
AUGAAGUUCGCGACCGUCUUGUGUAUCGUAGCUGGAAUAUUUUUAAUUGCCGAUACCAAUGGUUUCUUUCUUAGCCACAAGGAAAAAUGUGAAGUAUCACUUUUCAAAGGUGGCAAAGAUUUUAGUGGUGAAAAAAUUAUGGCACAUAAAUUAUUCGUGCCAAUUUUAAAAUCAAUUGGUACAGUGGCCAAAGCUUGUAAAGUUAAAGUUCAUGUUACUGAAUCAUAUAAAGAAUUAAAAACUCCAACUGAAUUUGUAUUAUCGUCAGAAAUGCCACUGGUGGUCGGACAUGGAAUUCGUUUUGAUUUACAAGAUCCAAAAGGAGGAGUUUUAUGCAAUAGAUUAUGCAUGGUAUCACGUACAUGGAAAACACUUCCUGAUGCUAACUGUUUUAUUACUGGUGUUCAAAAGAAAGGAAUCAAAUUUACGGAACCAAAUCUUCUAGAUGAUGGUAACGUAGCAAAAUUAAGUUCGACAGAUGCUGAUACACUCAAAGCAACAGUACAAAAAUUAUGUGCACCAAAAACCAAAGCACCUAAAGGUUAA